Messenger RNA from Xylona heveae TC161, 581 nucleotides. RefSeq lists its product as hypothetical. The record is from RefSeq and is a predicted model, not a curated record. NCBI's taxonomy places the organism in Eukaryota, Fungi, Ascomycota, Xylonomycetes, Xylonales, Xylonaceae. The transcript has a single exon. The coding region runs from base 103 to 537 and encodes 144 amino acids.
AUAUUCUCAUCUUAUUAUCUUGCUACUAUCCACAUUAUCUACUUUACUCUCAGCAUACAACCUCAACCGUGCACUCUUUACACUCUGUACGCUCUGUACAUUAUGGAGGAGUCGCAGUAUCACUAUACAUUGUGUAACCCGUUCAAGCGCCCCUUUGGUUCCAGGAUGGGUGGCAACGCCAAACUGCCAAGCUGCCAAGCAGCAGGACGCAGGACGCCAGCCGCAGGUAGACUUUCCCCGGGAGCGAGGAGGGGGCCGCCUGGGGCGAAGGGGUCGUGCGUAUUCCUCGCUACUGCAUACCAAAUGCAAGGAACACGAUCACGAUGCCUUGACCCCCUUUUUUCGAUUUUGAUUUUACUUUAUCUGUUUUUAUUUUAUCUUACUAUUUUGGUUUGGUUUGGUUUGUUUUAUUUUAUUCAAUUUUUUUUUUACCUUUCUUUUCAUUUUUUGUUUUGUUUUGUUUUGUUGUUGUUUUUUACCUUUGUUUUUUGGGGGGUUUUUAUUUUCUGUUUCUUUUUCUUAUUAUUUUUUUUUUAACUUUUAAUUGUUUACUAUAUUGGGACAUACACCUGCCUUAUGAC